Impatiens glandulifera is the source of this 2810-nucleotide messenger RNA. RefSeq names its product probable N-acetyltransferase HLS1. Gene Ontology annotation, molecular function: acyltransferase activity, transferring groups other than amino-acyl groups. The transcript has 3 exons. Lineage: Eukaryota; Viridiplantae; Streptophyta; Magnoliopsida; Ericales; Balsaminaceae. Bases 1403 to 2551 code for a protein of 382 amino acids. The record is from RefSeq and is a predicted model, not a curated record.
UUUAGGGUUCACUGAUUUAUGGGUAGCUAAUCUUUAUUAUUUGAUAAGUAAUCGUUUUAACCUUUCAGUUUCACUUCAUUCAAAAUAAUAGACCUAUCGAAAACAGAGAUUUUCAGUGUUCACAACUUAGAUGGAAAACUAGUACAAUUAUGAUGGAAGCAUAGUUGUUGAUAAUUGAUCCAAGAAUCAAUAGUUGUAACAAUGUAUACUUUAUUUAAAUAUCGCGUGAGUAAAGGCUUUUGGAAUUUGUUUGUUUCCUUUGAUGAUCUAAGCUAAUUAAUACACCUAGUGAACUACCCAUUUCUUUAAUUCUUAGUAGCAAUUGAGGAUAUGGAAGGCUUCUGUUAUCAAGACUUGAUUAUCAUCGACCUUUCACCCCCAUCUUUUCUAUCUACCCAUGUCACAUCAGAUUCCAUUAAGUGAUACCAGAGGAGUACUCUGCGGCCUAACCUUAUGUUAUUCUCUCUGCCACAGAUGGGAGGUGACACCGUUUUACUUCAUUCACUUGCUGAAAUAUUUUGAGGACUUAUCAUCAUUAUCAUCAGUCCUAGACUGUUAAAAAUGUCAUUUGUAGUUUCUAUAUCUAGAAUUCAUUUGUCUGUUAAAGAAAAAAAAAAAAAAGGACAGGACAUAAUUAUAAGUCCAAAGAAUACUUUCUGUAGACUCUUUCAAAUUAACAGGUGGGAUGUCCGUGACAGUCUGAUAAACUAAAUGAGAUAGUUUAGCAUGGUUUUCCUGCCAAUAAGUAUAUUGAGAUUGAUUAAGUAGAUUGUUCAUUAUUGAAAACUAUUAGUUUAGUUUAGCUAUGUCUCUGAAUUCAUCAGUUUUUUUAAAACAGAUUCUAGGUUUUCAUGGGGAUGUCAUUAGUAGAAGGAAGUUUCAUGUCCUUUAUCUAAUUAUACCUUUGCAGAAUGGGUUCAUGUGAAUUUGGGGCAAGCGUUAAGGUUUAUGAGUUAUGACCUUUUGCUUUCACUGAAGGAGAGUACAUAAAACCAGCUAGCUUCAUAAGAAAUUCCAUUUUUAGGUGUGACAUGGGUUAAUAAUUCAGUUUUUUUUUACUUCUUGGUCAGUAUGAAGCACAUAGUACUACUGUACAAACUUUGUCCAGAAACAAUUGUCAUGUUUCUGCUGGUAAAAAAAGUGAUUAUACCACCCACAGUAGCACUAUUGGUAAGAAUCUUUAAUUAAGAGGCUGAGGUCUCAUGUUCAAUUAAUUUCGAAGAUAAAACUAGUCUCAGAAAAAGAGUCGAUUAUCUAUAUGUGCGAGUAUUAUUCUCCACGCAGUAACAAAUUAUUUGUCCACUCAACCGCCACGGCUAUAUAAGAGUUGAAGAAGUGGUUGGAGACUUAAUAAGUCUCAGAAAGAGGUUCACUUGUAGUCAAACUGUUUUGGAAUAGAACCAUGGAUAGGAUGAUGAUGGGGAACACGUUUUUAAUAAGAAAAUUCAAUGAAGAGAGUGAUGUUGAUAUGGCAUUGAAGCUCGAGAGAAAUUGUGAGGCGGGAUCGCAAGAUGGGUUCUUCGUGGGUAGUGUUAUAGGCGAUCCCCUAGUUAGAAUUAUGUUCUUUCCUAUUCGCAUCAUGCUGGUGGCCGAGCUACGCAAAAAUGGAGAGAUAGUUGGUAUGAUCCGAGGAUGCAUAAAGCAUGUGGGGACUAGAUUUGGUGGACGACAUGUCAAGUUCGGUUGCAUACUAGGCCUCCGAGUCUCCCCUAGGCACCGGAGGAUGGGAAUUGGUUUGAAACUGGUGGAGGCGAUUGAAGAAUGGAUGGUGGAAAAUGGUGCGGAGUAUACAUUUCUAGCGACAGAAGAGAGCAAUAUCGCCUCGAAUAAUCUCUUCGCUCUGAAAUGCAAUUAUGUGAAGUUUAGUUCUUUGCUGAUUUAUGUUCAAGAAGACUGUUCUUCUCUGAAUAAUAAACCUCAGCCUCAAAACAUCCAAAUAGAGAAGUUAUCCAUAGACGAGGCUAUUUUCUUGCAUAAAAGACACCAAGGAACAAAAGACAUGUACUUAGCAGAUAUCGACAAAGUGUUGAACGAAAAACCGAGCCUAGGAACAUGGGUUUCAUAUUUGAAGGACGACGGUUGGGAUAUUGGAUUGAGCAAGAGAGAUAUCAGAGAUAGUCACGAUGUUCGUUCUUGGGCUACUCUUAGCAUAUGGAACAAAUGCGAAACCGAUCAGAAGAAGCUGAUAAUUCAGAAUGCAGAGAGGUCUCGUCGUUCUUCAAUAUCUCAUUUAGUCGAGAAACAACACCAACAACAAGAACCGUCUAGCUUUCUAUUCUUGCACGGUUUGUUUGGAGAAGGAGAUAGAGUUGGGGAACUUGUGGAGUCGUUGUGGUGGUUCGCGAUGAGGGUGGCUGCAAACAUGAACUGCAAGGCAAUGGUGACUGAAUUGGGAUUUUCUGAUCCUAUGAGCGAGUUUGUUCCGAGAGGCAUAUCCUCUUUAUCGUACACGAACGAUGUAUGGUACGCCAAGCGCGUUUCUGAUCAGGAAGAUGACUUGACCAUGAAGGGUAUGUUUGGUAAUGUCGCGGUUGACCCUAGAGAUUUCUAAUGUUCUAUUUGUAUGGUGAUGAUGAUGAAGUGGCCAUGGGGGGUAAUAUGUCCUAAAGAAGAUGGGAAGAGUCCAAGGAAUUCCUCACAUUCAUUGUGAUCUAUCAAUAUCUUUCAUUGUGUGCUUGUAUUAUAUAUGAAGUUAUUCAGUUUGAGUGUAACCUUGUUUUAAUAUUAGUGUAAUUAUUGUAUGAUGAUAUAUAUAUAUGGUGUAUAAUAUUAAUAAAUUUGUAAUAUAUGUGAGUCUUAUUUAAAUUGUA